GACCGUCUGUGCGCACGCGCCCACUGGGAUUGCGCUGCUCGAACCUUCAGGCGGGUUUGGACCUGCAUGUCAGAAGCCUGUGCAUCACUUGCUGUUGUUCAGCUCCGAACGAACCGAGCCGAGAGUCCAGAACCUGCACCUGCUGAAGUGCUGUGAUGCCUUCCAUCAGUCUCUCUGUGGUGCAGAAGAUUGACCAGAGAUGAGCGUAAUUGUUGCUGCUGUCAUGCAACCAGUGGGAAAACUGCAAUCCAGGAGGGGUGCUCGUCUUCAGAUGCUGCUGGUGUGUCUCUUGCCUCUCCUGUGGCUGCAGCCUGCAACAAGUAGCGUUGCUGCAGACGCCAAGGCGUGGAGACAGACAGGCCCACGACUGCAGAUCUCAUACUCAGAUCUGACCAAUGGUUCAGCUGUAGUCUGGGAGGGAGGAGUCAAUGGCAGCUACCAGGCCCUGCUGCUGGGUGAGGAUCACGGCUGGCUGCUGGUGGGAGGGAAAGACCACAUCUAUCUGCUGAACCCAGACAGCGUGGAUCUGCCCACACGGACGAUCUACUGGCCUGCAGCACAAGAAAAUGUGGAACGCUGCAAACUGGCUGGAAAAAGUUUGGAGAGGGACUGUGCCAACUUUGUGCGUCUGCUGCAGCCUUUCAAUAAGACCCAUGUCUAUGCGUGUGGUACCGGAGCCUUCCAUCCACAGUGCACGUACGUGCACCUUGGUUACAACUCAGAGGAGCCGCUGUUUGUGCUGUCCGGUUCAGACGAGUCCGGCAGAGGAAAGUGUCCCUUCAGUCCCAGAGAGCCCUUCGCUGUCUUCCUCACUGAUGGCGAGCUGUAUGCAGGCACAUCGGUGGAUUUUAUGGGAGCCAAUGCUGCGAUCUUCCGGACGUCAGUCAUGGGGAGCAGUCAGCAUUACAUCCGUACUGAAGCCUAUGAUCACAACUGGCUCAAUGAGCCAGACUUUGUGAGCUCUUUCUCCAUCCCUGACACCCACAGUCCAGAUGACGAUAAAAUCUACUUCUUCUUCAAAGAGAAGGCAGUGGAGGCUGAGCAGUGGGACAGAAGGGUCUACAGCCGUGUGGCACGAGUCUGCAAGAAUGACCUUGGGGGAAAAAGGAGUCUGAUCAACCGCUGGACCACCUUCCUCAAAGCCAGGCUGGUCUGUUCUGUUCCCGGUCCGUCAGGAGUCGACACGCACUUUGAUGAGCUCCAGGACAUCUUUGUUCUGGAAACCAAGGAUCCUCAAAACCCGACCAUCUACGGUGUCUUCAGCACGUCCAGCUCCAUAUUUCAUGGUUCAGCUGUGUGUGUCUACUCCAUGGCUUCCAUCCGUGCUGCUUUCAAUGGACCGUUUGCCCACAAAGAAGGCCCUGAUUAUCGCUGGGUAGAAUACAAGGGCCGCGUCCCCUACCCAAGACCUGGAGCUUGUCCCAGUGAAACCUACGACGCCCAGCACAAGUCCACCAAGGACUUCCCGGAUGAGGUGGUGAGCUUCAUGCGGCAGCACCAGCUCAUGUGGGAGCCCGUUCUUCCUCUGGGCAACAGGCCCGUCAUAACCCGGGUCGGCUCUUCCUCCCUGUUCAGGAAGGUUGUAGUCGACAGAGUUGAUGCUGAAGAUGGACCUUAUGAUGUCUUACACCUGGGCACAGAUGAUGGGAAGCUGCUGAAGGCAGUGUCUGUCAGUAAAGACAACGGGGUGACAGAAGAGAUUCUUCUGGAGGAGCUGACUGUUUUCCAGAGUCCAGCUCCCAUCUUGAGAAUGGAGCUGUCCACCAAGAGAGAACAGCUGUUUGUGUCCAGUGAACUUGGCGUGGUUCAGCUCGGCCUGCAGAGGUGUGCACUGUACGGUCCAGACUGCGCCCAAUGCUGCCUUGCCAGAGACCCCUACUGUUCCUGGGAUGGACAUACGUGCUCCAGAUAUUUCUCCACAGCCAGGAGGCGUGCACGGCGACAAGACGUGAAGUACGGAGACCCCUGGAGUCAAUGCCAGAAGUACGAUUCUGUGGCGGUGAGGCCGGAAAAACCAGUGUUUGCAGUCGAAGGGAACUCCACCUUCCUGGAAUGCUCCCCUCCGUCUCCGGAGACCCGGCUCGUUUGGUCGGUGCAGCUGUCAAACAGCCAGAAGCAAACUGUCGGUCAAAAGAGCAAAGAGCUCCUUCAAAGUGAAGACCAUCGCUCCCUUCACAUGAAGAGAGGGUUGCUGGUUCAGCACCUGCAGCUGGCUGAUGCAGGCCUCUACAUGUGCAUCAGUCACGAGCAGUCCUACAGUCAGGUUCUGGAGCGGUACCGUCUUCACAUCAUACCUAACCACCACGUCCCGCCUCCCUACUACCACCACCACCACCACCAGGACCUGUUAGUUCUAGGAAAGACCAGCUCAGCUGGGGGCGGAGCUGCUCAUCCAGGGUCUCUGCUGCUGGGACACAGGAACCAAUGGCAGCCCCAGCGUCUUCCUCCGAAGAGCUACAAAGACCUGCAGCUGGUGGGGGGCAACGGCUUGAGUGUGGACGAGUACUGCGAGCAGCUGUGGUACCGUGAGAAACGCAGGCAGCAGAAAAUGCGCACUCUUAAACUGAAACAGGAGAGCAGGAGAGCCCGCGUCCGGAGGAAUAACCCCCCUCUGAGCCCCAUUUAGUCUCCUGGAGGAGUCAGGGACAUCGUCAGGAGCUCAGAUCCUGCUCAUGCUGAGGACCAGACUGGCUGGCAUCAGGACACCGUAUUAGAUCUAGGGCUGCAAAUUCUGACUCAAAGGUAUAAUAGAUAACCUUUUCUUUAACAUCGCACAGGUUUCUACACUGAUGACAAAAAUUUCAGAAUUGAUUUCCAGUUGAACCUAAAGGUUUCCUCCCUACACCAGAUAGAUUCACUGCUUUCAGUCAGAGGACAACUUAUACAGCGCAAACCUUCAGAAAUGACGGUCAGACAAACUUCUUGUCAUUUCUUUUAAACAGCGACAAGUUUGGAAUGUUUAAGUUUUUACUUCAUUCAUUUACUUUUGUCAUGUUUAUAUGGGAACUUUUUUGUGACUCAGCUUGAAAGUGCAGAUAAAGUGACAGACAGACUCACCUUUAUGUAUUUAUAUGUAACUUAAUGGCAUACAGCUAAGCAGAAACAGUCUUUUUAAUUGUUUUGUGGUUUGUUUAUUCUGGAAUUUCCGUGUUUCUACAGGACUGAGGCCUCACUGGGAACGCACACGUUAAAUGGACUUUGCUUGAAAUCUUGUGUAAACUACAGCUUUGUCACAUCAAUGACUAUUAGAAAAUUGUACCUUUAUUAUUAUUAUUUCUGGCUGUCCAAGUUAAAGAGAACAUUUGUUAUAUGUAUCUGUGUUAUUUGUUGCUUUUUGUAUCAUGAUGAGCCUUGUCUUUAGUAAAAAUAAAAAUAAAAACACGCCACAGCAAUACAUUUAACACACAAACUUUAUGUGAAAUAAUCCACUAGUGAAUAAAUAAGAAUAAAAAACAAAAUCACUCCUAAA
Molecule: messenger RNA, 3469 nt
Organism: Oryzias latipes (Japanese medaka)
Lineage: Eukaryota; Metazoa; Chordata; Actinopteri; Beloniformes; Adrianichthyidae
Product: semaphorin-3D
Biological process (GO): axon guidance; neural crest cell migration; semaphorin-plexin signaling pathway
Cellular component (GO): plasma membrane
Molecular function (GO): chemorepellent activity; semaphorin receptor binding
Source: RefSeq, a predicted model, not a curated record